Messenger RNA from Galdieria sulphuraria, 1222 nucleotides. RefSeq lists its product as uncharacterized. The transcript has 5 exons. The record is from RefSeq and is a predicted model, not a curated record. The coding region runs from base 17 to 757 and encodes 246 amino acids. NCBI's taxonomy places the organism in Eukaryota, Rhodophyta, Bangiophyceae, Galdieriales, Galdieriaceae.
AUUGUUUGGAAAUUGGAUGAUUCAUCACUUUCUUAUUACUUCUUCAAGUGGAUUGGUUUUAUACUCCAAAGAGUUUACCACUAGUCUUGCACAACCAAGACUAGUUGGUUCACUUCUAACAGCGCUGGUAGAGUUUUCAAAGAAAAACGUUUCUUUACCAGUGUCAUAUAUCGAACUUGAUAACCUUUCAGUUUCUGUUUCUGUGAGUGAAAGUACAAGAAUUAUUUGUGCUGUAUUUUUUGAUUCUGAAGACGGUUCUCACUUUGGAAAACUGGUCUCUACCGAGUUGUUGUUGGCAUUCUCUCAAGUGUACACAGAAAAUGUAGAAAAUGUAAACCAUUUGAAUAAUUUUGGUGACUUUUCUUCAAAGCUACCCGACAUUCUUGUUAGUUGCCUCGGCUGUGUGUUAAAUGAGUUGAAAGCGACAAGUUUUAUUGACAAUGCUGUUUUAUAUCACGGAGAUAACAUAUUAGCAAACACUUUUUCGGAAGAUAGUUACUACUUUGUUAGAUUUUGUACAGAGUUGGUCACAACUGCAAAUGGCUUGGUAUCCAAUUGCAAUGAUAAAAUUCAAAAUAUAACACUCGAAACACAAUACGAUCAAAGCUCAAAUGGAAACGGAACGAAACAACUCAUCCUCUAUCAGCUAGAGUACAGUUUGUACUUGGUUUUCUUAAUUCACUCGGAUCGAAAGGAAUCUGCGUUAUUUGAAACCAACCGAGUCAUAGGUUUGCUUGAAAAAUGUACGUUUGGCUGAUUAUUUCUGACCAAGCUUUUUUUAUUACCUUGUGUAUGAUUAGUGUUUGACACCUUAUUGUGUCUUGGAGGAUGUUGAUCUAUUUAACAGAGUGUCUGGAAGCAGUACUCAUUUGUGUUUUUGUUCUAAUUUAUAUGGUGUAUUUUUGGAAGAAUAUUGAUAGUUUGAAAAGAUUUGGCGACAAGGAUAGGCCACGAAGAGAACGUAUAGGGUUAUUUGCUCUUGUGUCAUAACCAAAUGAAUGACAUUCAAUCAGUUUCAACUUGUAUACUCCUAAAACAUCAACUCGAAGUUGGUCUAAAUCGAUUGAACUGAAAAUUCUACUCUGUAUAAUAUGAACUGAAUUGUUCCAAAGUUACUCACUCAUGAGCUCGAUUUUGUAUUUGAAUAAAAUGCCAAACAUCAUUUCUGACAUGUUCUUAUUAAGUGUUCAAGUUGUUGUUUAUUAAACUCUCUUAAAAUGAA